Messenger RNA from Oppia nitens, 2900 nucleotides. Its product is annotated as hemicentin-1-like. The coding region runs from base 1 to 2751 and encodes 916 amino acids. Lineage: Eukaryota; Metazoa; Arthropoda; Arachnida; Sarcoptiformes; Oppiidae. Gene Ontology annotation, molecular function: protein binding. The transcript has 14 exons. The record is from RefSeq and is a predicted model, not a curated record.
AUGACCUGUCGCUCAUGGACUAUCAGUGAAUUGCGGGCCGUAGUCGGCGGCCAAAUAUCGUUGCCGUGUAAUACCAGUCUAUGGAUUGAAGAUGACGUAUCCCUAUUGGUCUGGUAUAAGGGUUCAACUGGUAUACCCAUCUACAGUGUCGAUGCCCGUACCAGUCGACUGGCCAACUCUAAGCAAGUACCCGGCGAUCAGUUGGCCGGUCGGGCCGUAAUGGAUAUGUCCAGACAGCCGCCAUCGUUAACAUUGGAUCCGGUAGUCGAGUCCGAUGAAGAUGAAUAUCAGUGUCGUGUCGACUAUCGUAAACAUAGGACCCAACAGUUUCUGUUUCAUCUGAAUGUUACCGUUCCGCCAAAACAAGUCAUCAUUAAAGACAUGGACGGAAAUAGGCUCCGGGAUGUGAUCGGACCCUACGAUGAGGGCCAGAGUCUUACGAUUGUUUGCGAAGCUUAUGGAGGGAGACCAUUGCCAUCAUUGAAAUGGUUUGGCACUAAUGGCGUCCAAUUAGACGAUACGUCGGCUGUCGGUGUUUUAUCAACGGAUCAGUUGCAGACAUAUGUGAAAAAUGAGUUACAUUUACCAAAGCUAUCCAGGGAUCAGUUGCUGAUGGAAUUGGUAUGUCUGGCCAGUCAGGGACAGUAUGAUGAUGUCGGUGGUGGUGGUGGUGGCAAACAUUUACCGGCCAACCCAACCAACAACAAUACCAGUGCCACCAAUAUUGCCACUAACAGAGCAUCUGUUAAAUUAGAGCUAAAUUUAAAACCAUUAGAAGUAACAAUCAUUACACCGAAUAAGCCGCUAUCGGCCGGUAUUCGUACGGAAAUCAAGUGUCGGGCCAGCGGUUCCCGACCCGUACCGCAAAUAUUCUGGUUUAAAGGCCAGAAAAAGAUGCCCGAAGUCCGCGAUUCGGUGGCCAACGACGGCAAUGCAACGAUCAGUACCUUGUCGUUCAUACCGGCCAUCGAAGACAAUGGCCAACAGUUGUGCUGUCGGGCAGACAAUCAUCAGAUGACUGACGAAGAAAUUGAAACCAAUCGGAUAUUAACCGUUCAUUAUGUGCCUCAAGUGACACUGGCUAUGGGUGCCAACAUUGGCAGCCAAAUACGUGAGGGCAGUGACGUCUACUUUGAGUGUACGGUCCGAUCAAACCCGUGGGUCAUCGAUGUUGGCUGGCUUUUCGAGGGUCGGCCACUCUAUAGCGAUACCGCAAACGGUAUUAUUGUUAGCAAUCAGUCCCUAGUUUUGCAAAAAGUCAAACGUGAACACCGGGGCCGCUAUCAGUGUACGGCUACCAAUGUCGAGGGACAGUCGGCCAGUAAUAAACUGUUUCUGAAAGUCAACUUUGCACCGGUAUGCAAACCAGGACAGACCCUAAUCUAUGGUGUGGCCCGUAACGAAAAAGUCAACAUCACCUGUCAAGUUGAUGCCGAACCCGACAUUGAUCUGGGAUUUCGAUGGCUGUUCAACAAUUCAGUGGAUAAAUUUGAACUGAAAGACUACCGGAUAAACGGGUCGCACAGUGUGGCCGCUUAUGUACCGCACGGUCGGGCCAACUACGGUACCGUCUAUUGUUGGGCAUCCAAUCAGAUUGGCAAACAAAAAGAGCCCUGCGCCUACAAUAUAGUGGCUGCCGGUCCUCCAAAUCCAGUUAACGACUGUUAUGUAACAAAUGUGACACUCAGUACACUACUCGUACAUUGCGAACCGGGAGAUAAUGGUGGCCUACGGCAAACAUUUCACCUACAAGUCUACAAUAACGACAGACGCCAAUUGCACACCAAUUUGACAGCCUAUGACCUGCCAGUGUUCAACAUCAGAGACCUGCCGCCGGCCACCGGGUUUACACUCAACGUCUAUGCCUUCAAUUCAAAGGGCAAAAGCGAUUCAAUUGCCAUCAAUGCCCGGACCGCUCAACUGCCCGAACGACACGCCAGGAAAGACGGCUCUAACGAUGUGCCUCUCAGUCCGAUUGUCGGUGUCCUCAUCGGUAUCAUUGCAUCGGUUAUUAUAAUAUGUUUAAUAACUGUAUUCAUAAUUAGAUGUAAAGUCAAUAGAAAUAAUCAAUAUAAAGAGGAAACUGAAUUAAAUUCAAAAUAUCUGACAACAACUUCUUGUGAACCGAAGAUUUCCGGAGAAUUCAAAGAUUCAAACAAUUCAAGUCAUAUGAACCUAAUAUACGACAACAAAUCAGACACUUUUGGUUUUACAGACAUAACACUUGAUGGCAAGUCUUCAUUUGCCAAUUCAAUGACAACAACAACGACAGCGACGACAACAACAAUAGAUAAUCAGAUCCACAAUACAUGUCAGCUAUUAGCUGAUCAUCAGUCGACUGGAUUCAUGCCAUCCGUUUUCUAUAAGAGUCGGGGUCCGGACGUUACAUACGCCGAACUAUCGAUAGUGUGUCCAAUGGUCGCCAAUACGGCAAAUGAACGGCUAAUGGGCUGCCGAUCGUCACAUUCGCAUCAGUUAGUCGGCUGUGGCGUCGGCGGCCUCGGCAUCGGUACUGGCACUCAGUACGCCCUAAUAGAUGCCUCAGCAGCAGCAGAUGCCUGUCCAUCACUACCACCUAAUAGUAUGGCGACUGUCCGUUGUUGUAGUCCAUCCAUUAGUUCCCACCAAUCGAUACCUGACGGCUGUUCUGAAUCGGAGAUAACUUUGGAGACACCGCUAGUUAAUAGUGUUAGACAUAAGUUUUAUACACAUGAGACCUCAAAUCCAGAUAAAAGUGCGACUCAUGUCUAAUCAAACAACAAAAACAAAACAAUUGAAUUGAAUUGAAACACUUGAUGAAUAAAAUAUGGACUGAAAAUACAUGUAUUUUUUGUUUGGUUUGUUGACCACUAAUAGUAUGGAUGAUAAUAACGAAGAUCGACAACAAUUGAUAAUAUUUG